AUGUCAGACGGAGCGUUGACCAUCGUAGAUGGGACUCAGCUGAGAGCGGCAGACUUGACGGUGGUAGCAGCGGAAGACAACGCCGAUUUGAUGACCGGAGCUAAGGUGUUGGAGCUGGCGGAAUCAAGAGCCUCCUCCGCUCUCUUUGGUCUCUCAUUACCCCAAACUCUCAAGUCCUCUGCUCUCCAAAGCAUCAAUCUCAACGAUCAAGACGACGUCAUCUCGUUCCGCCAAACCCAUCUCUCAUCUGACCAAGCUUCCCUCAAGCUCAACCACUACCUCAUAGCCAUCGCUGGCCAACUUAAAGUUACUAAUGGGCUUCAUAGAGCCAUGUCUUCAUUAGUUAUCGAGAUCUUGCAAUUAGCUCUAAAUUGCUUCCACGAAUCAAUGGCUUCUUCUAAUGCUUCCUAUACGCACCAAAACUUCUCUCAACACUCAAAUUGGGUGAGAGCUUGGCUUUCCUUGGCCAUGGCAGAAACACGAUCAAGCACUAUUGCUACUCAGGAAGCCAUUGCUGGGCUUAGAACUACGUCUGAUCAUCAUGGUAAAAAGAUUCAAGAAAUGCGUACCAUCCAGGAAAUACACACACGUACCAUGAACGAAAUGACUCAGCAACUAGCAAUUCUGGUGCAGUGGUGUAAUGAUUCUGUUCAAGGUGGAUUGCCUCAAUCUCCAACAAAUGUGGAAGCCAGAAAUGCUAAUUCAUCAACAAUGGCUCUGUCUCGUCCUGUGAGAUUGGAAUUCCCAAGGUUUUCUAGAGAAGAUCCUGCUAGUUGGAUUUACAAAACCAACCAAUACUUCAAGUAUUAUAAUACACCUGUUGCAGAGAAGCUAAUGUUAGCUUCAUUCCAUAUGGAGGGUGAAGCCUUAAUCUGGUUUCAAGAUAGUGAAGAUGCAGGUCUUUUUGUGGAUUGGGAAUCAUUGAUUCAAGCAUUGCACAUCAGGUUUGGGGCCACGGCUUAUGAUGAUCCCAUGGAAACACUUACAAGGCUGAGACAGACUGCUUCAGUGUCCUUGUAUAAAGCUCAAUUCGAAGUGUUGUCCAAUAGGAUUAAGGGUUUAUCUGCUGCUCACAAGUUAAGUUGCUUUCUAAGUGGUUUAAGAGAUGAAAUAAGGCUGCCAGUGAGAAUGUUGAGUCCUAGAUCAUUGAAUGAGGCUUUUGGUUUGGCAAAAAUUCAAGAAGAGUACAAUUGGAGUUGCAAGAAGUUUGCUAAAGUUCAAGGGGAUCAGAACAAGCCUUCCAUUUUGGGAGUUCCUCCAAAAACUCCUUCUCUAUUGGAGUAUAAACCAAGGCUGCCCAUCAAGAAAAUUUCUCCUGCUCAAAUGGAAGAAAGGAAGAAGAAAGGGUUGUGUUACAAUUGUGAUGAGAAGUGGGCUCCUGGCCAUAAGUGCAAGAGUGCUAUGCUGUUCUUAUUGGAUUCUGCAGAGUUAGCUCAGGAAGACACCAACUUUGGAGUUCACAUUACUGAUUUUGAAGAAAAAUGCUAUGCAGAUCAGGUUGGACAGGAAGAUGCUGAGAUUACUCUUUAUGCAUUGAGUGGUACCCCUACUUCAGGCACUAUGAGAGUCAUGGGCAGGAUCAAGCAUAAGUCCUUUGUCAUUCUUAUUGAUUCAGGGAGUACUCACAACUUCAUUGAUGCUGCAUUGGUGUCACAUCUGCACCUGAAUGUUGAUGCUUCUCAAGUCUUGGAGGUGAAGGUUGCCAAUGGUGAUUUGAUUAAAACUCAAGGUGUUUGUGAGGAGGUUCCAAUCCGGGUACAAGGGAAUGAGUUUAUGGUGCAUUUGCAUGUGUUGCCAAUGGGAGGGUGUGAUUUGGUUCUAGGGACUCAGUGGUUGGGUACUUUAGGAGUAAUUCAAUGGGAUUUCAAGAUGCUUACAAUGAGCUUUGGUUAUAACCAUAGACAGGUACUGCUACAAGGGUUGAGGAGCACAAGGUCUCAAUUGCAAGAUGGGAAGACUUUCUUGAAGCAAUCUGUUGAGAAAGGUUUGGUUCUUCACAUUACAUUCCAGCCUCAGUUAUUAGCUGCAGAGGGUAUGGACCAACUGCCUGAAGGAGUGGCUGCUUUGUUAGAUGAGUUUAAGUACCCUUACUACCAGAAAAAUGAAAUUGAGAAGAUUGUUAGGGAAUUACUAUCUGCUGGUUUAAUUAGAAACAGUAGCAGCCCUUUUGCUUCACCAGUCCUCUUAGUGAGGAAGGCUGAUGGUUCAUGGAGAAUGUGCAUUGAUUAUAGAGCCUUAAACCAAGAAACAAUUAAAGAUAAAUACCCUAUACCUGUCAUAGAUGAGCUAUUGGAUGAAUUGUUUGGUGCAGCUGUCUUUUCUAAACUAGAUUUAAGGUCCGGGUACCAUCAGAUUAGAAUGAGGGAGAAGGAUAUUCCUAAAACUGCCUUUAGGACUCAUGAAGGCCACUAUGAGUUUUUGGUCAUGCCAUUUGGCUUAACCAAUGCACCUUCCACCUUCCAAUCCCUCAUGAACACCAUUUUUAAGCCUUACUUAAGGAGAUUUGUGUUGGUUUUUUUUUAUGACAUCCUUGUAUAUAGUAAGACUGUGAGUGACCAUGUGCAUCACCUUCAUGUAGUCUUGGAAGUCUUGGUGAAACACCAAUUGUAUGCCAAACAAUCAAAGUGUGUGUUUGCUUGUAAGGAAGUGGAGUAUCUAGGCCAUCUUAUUUCUGGUGAAGGGGUCAGGACAGACCCAAGGAAGACUGCUGCUAUGCAGCAAUGGCCAAUUCCUAAGGAUGUGAAAGCUUUAAGGGGAUUCUUGGGGUUGACUGGCUAUUACAGGAAGUUUGUCAAGGGGUAUGGACAAAUUGCUGCCCCUCUAACAGCUUUAUUGAGAAAGGAUUCAUUUAACUGGAACCCUGAAGCUUCUCAAGCUUUCCAACUCCUUAAGGAUGCAAUGUCACAACCUGCUGUUUUGGCUCUACCGGAUUUCACUAAGUCCUUUGUGGUAGAGUGUGAUGCAUCUGGAGUAGGUGUUGGUGCUGUCCUCAUGCAGAACCAGAGACCAAUUGCUUACCAUAGCCAAGCUUUGAAGGGCAGAAGCCUUGCCCUUUCAACUUAUGAGAAGGAGUUGCUAGCUCUGGUAGUGGCAGUAAAGAAAUGGAGACCCUAUCUACUUGGCAGACCCUUUGUGAUUAAAACUGACCAUCAAAGCCUUAAAUACUUGCUGGAACAGAAGAUUGGAACCCCUGCUCAACAAAAAUGGAUAACUAAGCUCCUUGGCUAUGCAUUUGUGGUUGAAUAUAAGCAUGGGAAAGAUAAUUUGGUAGCUGAUGCACUUUCCAGAAAAGAAGUUGUGGGGGUUGAAGAGGUUAGGGAUGUUAGGGUGGGGACUCUCUGCAUGAUUUCUUUUCCUACUCCCACAUGGUUGGAUGAACUCAAGCUGACUUACACCUCUGAUGCUACAAUCCAGAAGAUUAUCCUUGCUAUUCAGUCAGGUAGUGAUGGUCCAAUUGGAUUUACUGUCUGUAAUGACUUGUUAUUCUACAAGGGAAGGCUAUUCUUGGGAAGUUCAGCUCAAGAAUUGAAGGCUCAAGUGUUGCAAUAG
This is a messenger RNA of Quercus robur (English oak), 3549 nucleotides long. RefSeq lists its product as uncharacterized. The coding region runs from base 1 to 3549 and encodes 1182 amino acids. The transcript is spliced from 4 exons. Lineage: Eukaryota; Viridiplantae; Streptophyta; Magnoliopsida; Fagales; Fagaceae. The record is from RefSeq and is a predicted model, not a curated record.